This is a messenger RNA of Adelges cooleyi (spruce gall adelgid), 7699 nucleotides long. RefSeq names its product ectopic P granules protein 5 homolog (gene Epg5). Bases 168 to 7463 code for a protein of 2431 amino acids. The record is from RefSeq and is a predicted model, not a curated record. The transcript is spliced from 36 exons. Gene Ontology annotation, biological process: autophagosome maturation. Gene Ontology annotation, cellular component: cytoplasm. NCBI's taxonomy places the organism in Eukaryota, Metazoa, Arthropoda, Insecta, Hemiptera, Adelgidae.
GAAAAACAAUAAUAACUACUGUAGUCAUACUGCAUACACACAAGACAAAAAGUUAAUGCGAUUAAACGCAACGUCAAAAAUAAAUUUGUGCCGUUAUCGUCUGUUGUGCGUCCGAAGGCUUUUGUUCGACUUUUAGAAAAAUUGCAUAAUACCAUGUUCUGAUCGGUAUGGAACGACAGAGGCCUAGGAAUCGCGCACCGUCCAAAGUUAAACGGUCGACCAAGGUAAAAGUCGAACAACCCGAACCGGUCGACGACGACUUGCUGACGACAUCGGUGGACGACGUGGCCAACGCUUUGUACGAGGCCUUCAACGACAUCUGCGAGAGCAAUGAUCGCGUUGCCGAAGAAACGGACGGCGUCGUCGUGGAUAGAUCCUGCCAGGGCGGCGAUGAUCAGAUCUCUGUGGAUCGACAACCGCCCGUUGCUCUUGGCUCCUCGGCCGACCGCGGGUCCAUCGUGUUGCCUUCGUCCAUACCCUGUUCGGUGGGCUCGCUGCCCACGCCCUGUGCGCCGGCCCUCGACGAUUUCCGGUCAAGGUCUGCCGGACCCAGUGGGGAGGUUCCGAAUUUCGAACCGCUGGACCCGUUAACCGACGAACAGCUGGCCGCCUACUACCGGAACUCGCUGUUGUCCGACCUGCACGGCUACACCGAAGACUUUAACCGCGCCGAAUUAAACAACUUACACGCUUGCGUGCACCCGUUGUACGCGCUGCUCGAAGACUACGGGCGGGCCAGGCUCAAGUUGGAAACCGCCAAAACGGAAAUCGACGAGUCCAGGACCUCCUACGAGACGCACGUCAAUCACAUAUGGACGCUGGAACCGGCCAGGUACACCGAGUACGGAAAGUGCAAGGACGGCUAUCCCGUGUCGGCCACCAAAGAGUAUCAAAUAUCUAGGUUUAAUCAAAAGGCUCUCGACAACCUACUGGAGUCGCUGCAAAGGUUAAGAACGCUAGUCAACGGCUACUACGGAGUGCUUUACGACUGUCAAAUGAUCAAAGAGGAGAUUGACUAUUACUUGCAUUUGUUGUGUCGACCGUUUUCCACUAUAUCGGCAGACACUCCAGUUGGGCUGUUUUUCAACUCUGAUGUACGCAGUCCGGACGGUAAGAACCUUCAGCCGUGCAUCGAAAACCUCAAAGCCGCCGUAUCCGUCUUGUUCGUAUACCAAAGAAAACCGAUCAGAGACCAAGUGUUCGUGCAAGACACUAGACAACUGUUGCGAAAAGUCAUUGGCGUCUUGCUCAGAGUGGCCUCGUGGAAAGACCACGUGUUUAUUUUAAAUCACAUUUUGAGGUGUCCGUCCGGUGUCGGCAAAUGGGCCAGCGAUUUCGUUCAAAUACCGUUGACCGAUGCAAACUACUUGGACGGCAAUUUUCAUUUAGACUGCAUGAUAACGUCGUUGGCUGUCGUCUUGUUGCCCGUCCGGUGUCGAGAAAAUUUCCUCGAACAAGUUUACAAGAGCGAAGAAGUCAACGAAGCCAUCUGGGUGGUAGUGGACAGCGAAGGCGAAGACGAGUGUUCGGAAGACGGCCGGCAUUGUCUUCGCGAAAGUGAUAUCGUCGCCCUACUCAGUCAAAUACCGUUUUCGGCUCUUUUCAAGAAGAUGAUUUCCACACACGUUGCCGGCGACCAAGGGUUUCGCAUAAACCAAUGGGAUGAACCCGACCUGUUGAGACUGAUAGCCGUCGGCAGUGUUCUGAUUAAACUGUUCCAAACCGGGCUGAAAACGUAUUGCUCGAAGUCGGUAGAGUACAAGCAGUUUUCCAAAAGACUCGGACACCUGUUGCAGGACGUCGUUAACUACGUUACCGACACAUUGGAAGAGUAUACAUGUCAUAAAUACGUGUCGGCGAGGGUGCAAACGGAAUAUGACGCCUUUUUGGACCGUGCCGUCAAAUGUUUGUACGGAAACGUCGACAGGACUACGUGGCAAUACUUGGUGAUGUUACCUUUCAGUCACAUGUCUUCGCAAACUUCUAAAGAUUUAUUUCAAUACCUUCUACACAUCAAAUCAGAUCCCAGCGAGUGUUCGCUAGAAGAACUCACCGAUUGCGUCGCUAACUCAUCCGAUGACGAGUGCUAUUAUCUUCUGACAACGCUCAACAACAUGGCUUUGAGCAGAGACAUGAAAGACAUUGAAUUCAUUAGCUCGGUCACUACUAGUCUAUUCAAAAUCGGAUUUGUAAACAACUCGACCAAAGAGAAAUGUCAAAAGACUUGUCGGGCUCUGCUCUCGAAUCUUACCGAUAAGCAUCCGUUUCUAAUUUCUGAUAUCUUGAGCGUACUUAAAAAACAUAUUGAUGAAGUCGGUUCAGGAUCGAUGUAUCUUUUUAAAGAACUACCGUUGACGAGAUGGAGGCUAACUGCCGACGAUUUAUUGUAUGUUGAAAAUUUGAUAUUAAACAAUCCUAUUGCGUCGACACAAAAUACAUUAAGUCGUCAUAUACUCACAAAGUUGUUCUCAGAAUGUAACGAGACUGAUAUAAAUGAUUUGAUGUUGACUAAAGACAUGCACGGACGUAUCGCUAUCAUUGUUGUCAAAGCCGUUUUGAAACAUGCACCCAUCACAGUCGACGAAACUUCUGCACAGUAUUUAGUUCACAGUAUAAAACAACUGGUUCAAAUCAAAUCCAACGAACAAGCGUUUCGAAUUUGGGCAUGGAAAUUGUUGUAUUCUUUAAAGCUACACUUGAUGGACUUACCGAGCUUGAUCGUUCGAGGAUCACUGCAAGACAUAAGUCAUUACUUACUAUCGGUCGUCGAUAUUGAAACAAUUGACAGUGACUUAAAGUGUCUGCAGGCGGACGAUCCAAUUGCGCUGUAUACAGCCGUACACGUAACUACAGCUGGUCAUUGUGUACCAGUGAUAUUACACAAAGGGUUAGAUUAUUGUUAUAAGUUGCUGCAGUACAAACACUAUACGGCGUCGAUAGCGUGCUUGAAUGCAAUGGUUCCGUUCUUCUUUGAGCAAAACGAAUGUCUGCUGGAAUCGAAAAAGUUUUUGGUAAUAGUCGCCGGUAUACUGGCCGAUAAUCAGAGUAACGCCAAACGAGCUAUGAAUAUUUUGACCGUCCAAGGACCUUCCGAAGUGAUCGUACAGUUCAACAACAUGAUCCAGUAUCAGAUAUCCAACUAUAUGCGAUACGGCCUGAUGAGUUCACAUCCCGUGUUGGAAUUAUGGACCAAAGUCGUGUGUUCUAUUUGGAAGACAGCCGAAUCCGAUACGUGCGUUUACGUAUUGGACACUAUUUUUAAGAACGUUGUACAUUCUCAAUCGUUGCAAUGGGCUCGUGAACUUCUGGCCGAUCUCAUAAACCAAUUCAGCGACUUCAAGGAUAACGCCACAGCUAUUGGUUCGAUAUUCAAUUUCAUGUUUCAUAGUCCAGAAAAAAGACCUCUGUUGCUGCCAAAGUAUCCGACAGUGUUGUCGAACUGUCCUUACUACGCCGUGUUGGCGUUGGAAGCUGAAGAAUGGUGUGUUCAAAGCAGGAAUGAUGUGUGGAAACGUUUGUUGACCAAACUACAGUCACAACAAGGAAAAGCGAACAUCGACGACGCGCUCAAGAGAGUUUGUGCCGAAUUAAAGUUACCGUAUUUUUCGUCGGGCCAUCUGUCGUUGUACCGAUGGAUGCAGUAUGGCCUAGAGGUACCUUGCAGCCAUCCUACGGCGUUUAUUUACUGGCAGAAUUUCUUUCGGUUGUACUUACAACGCAUUCCCGGCUCUCAACAUCACGGCAGCGUCGGCCGUAAGUUUUUCGAAGGGAUCGUCAAUUCGUCGUACUUAAGCAAAAUCAACAACAAACUGAAAGAAUGCGCUGCGUUGCAUCGGCAAAAACUGCUGAGCGAACCCAAUUCCGAUAUAGAUUCGCGCUCGGCCAGAUUUUUCGAAGCGUGCAUUCUCUGGCUGACCGACGUCCGUCUGCUCGAACCCACCUUGUUCAUACCGUCUUUGGACUCGAUAUACGAACCCAGUGAAUUAACACAUAUCAUAAACGGCUCAAAUGAAUGGCUGCCACAGUUGAUUAAUAAAACGGCGAUCGAAGAAUCCAAAAUAGAGUGUUCGAAAAAUUGGAUCGAGCUGAUGGGCAAACACGUCCAAAGUGCUCCGAGGAUACAACGGAGAAACACGAUUGAGAAAGAUCCUAUAACAAGAAUCGUCAAUCGAUUGAAAACCUAUGAUCCCCCGUCGCCUAGUCCGGAGUUUACUCUGCGGCUGUCCGACGUCCAUUUGAUAACCAGCGACAUACUCUACCACAAUGAUCGUUUACUCAACGUUUUACGAAAUAAUAUCAAACAAAUAGUGGAGUUCAUCGACAACGUGUACAGAGUGCAUACGGUCCGGCACGACACGUUGGACAAUUGUUACGCAGACGGUAUCAAAGUGUUGUACAACCAAGUAGACUCCGUUAUACGGGUGCAAGCGGUUUGCGAUUCCAAAUUUAAAAGGGCCAAUAAAAUGACUGGCGUAAAAUGUGCUGGAGCGGCUGAAAUUUCGUUUCAAAUUCGUGAAACCAAAUUGAAUACGGACGUGCAAGAUGUUAUUGCCGAAAACAGAUCGGAACUGGAUCAGCUGAUUAGUAAGACUCUAGAACUUUCGUUGCCGUCGUCUUUGACCUGUGCGUGUACCAACCUAAACCUAACUACUCAGUUGUUAAUCAGCGAGAUCAGUACCCUAUUGAAAGUAGGAGACGUCGCUUUGGUCGCUGAACUUCGGUCUUCGGGAGUCAAAUUUUUUUACAUGCUCUUGUCGGAAUAUACGAUUUUAAAAACUUGCCCGACGAUUGAGAAGUUUGCGUUUGUCAUUUUACAAACUGUUGGCAAAGUUUUUAUUAUGAACAACGAAAACGAAUGUCUUCACAUCAUGAACAAAGCUUUGAGCUGUCCUGAAAUGUCGAACAUAGUAGUGCCGCUUUUUUGCCCGUCGUCCACGUCAACAAAAACAUUUAUAUCGGCUUAUACAAAUAUUGUACAACACUGCAACGCCCAGUACGAACCAAUCGCCAAAGAAUUGCUCACAAAGUUUGACGUCGCCGCCUGUCUGUCCACCAAGCAACCGCUUCUCCAAGAACGUUCCGUUUUAAUCGAUCAUUGUCUGAGCGCUUUGAUAAUGGUUAAGCAACAAACACGGACAGAUUAUACGAUGGCUGUUCAUGAACUCUUUAGCGAACACUUGUGCCGAAUAAUGGAUCACGACUUUCCAGAGCAUUACGGCGAAAUAUUGCUCAAGCUCUUGGAACAUUCCAAAGAAGGUCGUAUUUACACUCAAGUGUGGUUUUAUAUUCUCAAUACGGUGUUGGCCCAGGCCGUGCCUACAACGCAAACCAACUCGAAGAGAACGAUUUUACUGCCGAACAUGUCCGUCGUGCAAUUGAGAGACGUCGCCAGACGUUACGCCACCGACCAACGAUCAUUGAGCUCGCAACAACUACAAGAGACUCUGCAUUUGUUGACUACUCAUUUUUCCAAUGAAAGACUCAAAGCGGCUACCGGCGAACUCUACUCCCAGUACAACACAUACAUCGAGCCGUUGGUGUGCCUGUACGCAAUGGUCGGUCACGCUUUGAUCGUGGGCACGUUGCAAACCUACCGCGGAAUGUUGGCCAACCAGAUUUGCGAAUUCUUGGUGCCGGCCCUCGUUAGCAUGUUUGGUCCUUGGCUGGAACCAUGGUACGAGGGAUGGAAUGCCGACAACAGAUUGUUAAAAUUGCCGUGGUUAGCGACCGAUACGUCUGCAGCGGCAUUGAUGACCGACGUUCUCGUUGAGUGCAUUAUGUUCGUUCUGGACACUAUGCCGGCUUGCGAAAAUGUUUUGAGUUUCGUCUGUCAGUGGUACGUGAAAAUGUACGCUCACAUGCAAACCACGGAUUAUGUCUUCGAUACAAUACAUUCCGGUCUUGCGAAACUGUCGUGGCAACGUUUCAUACCCACUCCCGUCGACAUGGAUUUAAUCAUGAAGGUAAUGGACCAGUUUUUACCACAGUCGCAGAGUUUUUUGGCCAAUGUUAUUUUAGAAGUCCCGUGGCCGUACGUACCCAACAUUGAUUUACGGGUUUUGUUAUCGAUGUUCAUCAAACUUUCGAAUCAACCCAACAUGAGAAAGGACAGUAAAAUCAGACCGCUCUUGUUGGAAGCUCAAAAAUUAUCUUGGCACCAAAUCGAUGGAGAGACUUAUGAAAAUAUUCUCAGCUGGUUCACGUCAAAAUACGAUCCGUUGACCGUUCUCCAACUGACCAAUGAGGAAUGGUGCGGAACCGAUUCAGCGGUACUCGACUUGCUCAAGUCGGCGGCCGGUUACCACAACGCUGAUCACAACUUGCCGUACACCGAACCUAUGUCGUACAAGAGACGCAUAUUUAUUCGUGCUAUGGUAAGAAUGUUUGUGUCAAUGUCUUCUCGAUACCGAUCCAUGCUGGGCAGCCAUUACAAACACAUCAAGUGCUCGUUCAACCGUUUGUUGGACGAAACUGAAAUGGCGACCAAACACUGCGAAGAAGCCAAGUUGCUGGUCGCAGAGUUGUUGGCUUUGGUCAAUCAACCAACUGGCUCGGUGCUUUCGUCGUUGAUGCUGCAAACGAUUCAAGAAUGGAUCGCUCCAAGAAAAGCCGACAGUGCUGUGAUGAAAGGUAUGUUGAUGGCCACGUGGUCGAACGUCGCCGACCAGCAACACAAAGGCGACAUACUGGAAGCCUGUUUGACGGCGUGGUUUAGGAAUUCUGGAAACGAAGACCAGUUCAAAUGGGACAGUGCGAUGGCAUUAGUGCAACCGGCAGUCCGAUUGCACUAUCAGGGUUUGGCCGAAUCGUUAAUGUCUUCUGGCAAUAUACUCACUCUUUACGUGCUGGCUUCGAAAGAAUCACAAAACCGAUCACUGUACCCGGACUUACUAAGCACUUUGGUACAGUGUUUGGAGUCGGUCAAACCCAGUAACUUGUGUGAAAACAAACUGCCUCUGUUGUGGUCGUUGGCCUUGCAGUUGAGCACCAUCGAGGACGACUACACUGCCGACCAUUUGAUCAGAAUCGCUAAUGCCGCGACUCAGUUGGCGCUGCACAAACAGAGUUGGAGUUUAUUCGACGCCAUUCGAUUGCAAAAACAAACAAACAUCACUCCCAAGUGCAGAGUGUUGUGUCGUGCUUUGGCGGCUUUCAUUCACGCUCAGUUGCCGGAAAACAAAACCAGUCGCAGACAGUUCAUACGGCACCACGAAAACGCUCCCGGCGGAUUCUCCAGCAACGACAACGAUUUCGUGUCGUCAAUGGAAUGUCUGAAGGCGACGGCUGCGUUGGAAGCUCUGAAACAAGACCGACAGUUUGCCGACUGCAAUGUCGCUAUCGACGUGGCGAUCAAAGACAUCAAAGGGCCGCACAGCUGCAUGAAGAACGGCCAACAGUUUGUAAUCAAAUUGGCCAAGUGCUUGUACACCGAUAAUUUUAUUCAUCGUCUGGCCCCUGUGUGAUAUCUCUUGACUCAGGUCCUAUAAUUCGGCUGUGAUAAAAUAUUAUAUACUGUAAUUGAUAUUGGAUUUGUUUUUUUUUUUUUUUGUACUAUUAAUUUACUUUUCACAUUAACUUUUUAUUUGCCGCUUUCAUAUAAUAUUAUGGUUAUUUGUUAUUCGUUUAUAUUUGUAAUAUUAUUUUACACACACACACACACUAUUUUGUUAUAACGUUACGAUAUUUCGGUAAACCGAUA